AUGGAAGGCAGCAGCAGGGGCUGGGCAAGCUGUUCUGCAAGGCCCAAGCUGCCAGGGAGCAGCUGUUUCCUGCAGGUUCAGAGGGAGGAGGGAGGGAAAGGGGACUACCACAGGGAUCUGGCAGAGUUUGCCACAGGGAAUGACAGAAAGGAGGCUGCAGAGAACAGCCUCGUGGCCUAUAAAGCUGCCAGUGAUAUCGCAAUGACAGAACUUCCGCCAAUGCAUCCUAUUCCCUUAGGUCUUGCUCUCAAUUUUUCCGUAUUCUACUAUGAAAUUCUUAAUUCCCCUGACUGUGCCUGCAGGUUGGCGAAAGCAGCUUUUGAUGAUGCAGUUGCAGAACUGGAUACGCUGAGUGAAGAAAGCUAUAAGGACUCUACACUAAUCAUGCAGUUGUUACGUGAUAAUCUGACACUAUGGAUUUCAGACAUGCAGGGCGACGGUGAAGAGCAGAAUAAAGAAGUGCUGCAGGACGAGGAAGACGAAAAUCAGUGAGACAUAAAAGCCAACAAGAGAAACCAUCUCUGACCACCCUACUCCUCCCCUCUCCACCCACCCUACUCCUCCCCUCUCUACCCAUUGGAAACUCCCCACUGUCACUGAGAACCACCAAAUCUGACUUUACAUUUGGUCUCAGAAUUUAGGUUCCUGCCCUGUUGGUUUUUUUUUUUUUUUAAACAGUUUUCAAAAGUUCUAAAAGGCAAGAGUGAAUUUCUGUGGAUUUUGCUGGUCCCAGCUUUUAGGUUCUUUAAGACACUAACAGGACUACAUAGAGGCUUUUUCAGCAUGACCGUACUGUCUCCGUGCCAGAUGUGGCAAGAUCACCAUUAGAAAUGGAAAUUACAUGUGAAAGCCAUUAGACUUGUAGCUGGUGCAGGCAUCUAAGAGAGCUUAAUCACACUGCAGAGGCAGAGGUGGGAUCACUUUUCAUUUUUCUAAUUGUUUCAACUGUAUUUUAUACCAAUGUUUGAAAGUAAUUGGGUGUUAGCUUGAGGUGGUUCAGGUUGUUUGGGGAGGGAGUCUGUUGUAAUGGUUUUACUGUAAAAAGUGUUUGAAGCUCUGCUGAAAUGUUGCUGAAAAGCAUGGUGCUGGUAACAAUUCAACAAUCCGUGGCUGCUCAUUCUUGCCUACUUGACUCUCCCACUGAAGCAGGUUAGCGUUGGAGGUGGUGUGGAAAAGCCUGCAUGCCUGUUCAGUUCUUUGUUUCUCCUCCUUCCCCCUCCCCUCCCUCGUUCCCUCACUCCUCCCCUCCUUUGCUUGCUCAGCCUCUUUUGUUCAGUAUGUGUAACUUGAAGCUAAUUUUUACUACUGGAUAUCUGACUGGAGCCACAGAUACAGAAUCUGUAUUGUUCUUACUGAAACACAGCAUGGAUUAACAUUAAAUUUAA
Callithrix jacchus (white-tufted-ear marmoset) is the source of this 1385-nucleotide messenger RNA. NCBI's taxonomy places the organism in Eukaryota, Metazoa, Chordata, Mammalia, Primates, Cebidae. The record is from RefSeq and is a predicted model, not a curated record.